GUUUCCGGCCGGCUCCCGCCCCGUGUAGCCAUCUUGAAUUUCUGAACAAAAAAACAGGGUGAGACAGAAAGAGACAGAUAAAAACAGAGAAAUUCUCUGUAUAUUGUAUAACAUAAGCGUGAUGAAAAAAGACGGAUGUAAGGAAAAAAUAUGAAACAACGUGACGCGAGCGAGGGAGCACAUCGGCCGCGCCUCGCUUUAAGACUGAGAACUGCUAGCUUGUCAGCUAGCUGCAGAUAGGGAGAGAUAGCUAGUUAGCUUUAGCCAGAAGGCUACAGUGACUAGAAGAAUUCAUUUGUAGAAGGGGGCGAGAAGAAGAAAAGCCGUGGAAAUGGAUCGUAUAGAUUGAGUAUAGUCGUACCGAAAAAGGACAGGAGACGGAGGAUCGUAAAGAGAGACGGGGAAAACGAUUUAUUGGAAUCGUAGCGAGCGGGAUCGCUGUGAGCCGCGGCGCUGGCCAUGCCAUCGACCGCGCGGGCGGGGAGCCUGAAGGACCCUGAGGUGGCGGAGCUCUUCUACCGGGACGACCCCGAGAAGCUGUUCGCCGACCUGCGCGAGAUCGGCCAUGGCAGCUUCGGAGCCGUCUACUUCGCCCGAGAUGUCCGCUCCAACGAGGUGGUGGCCAUUAAGAAGAUGUCCUACAGCGGCAAGCAGUCGAACGAAAAGUGGCAGGACAUCAUCAAAGAGGUGAAGUUCCUGCAGAAGCUGCGUCACCCCAACACCGUGGAGUACCGAGGAUGCUACCUGAGGGAGCACACCGCCUGGUUGGUGAUGGAGUAUUGCUUGGGUUCUGCAUCAGACCUCUUAGAAGUUCACAAGAAGCCGCUGCAGGAAGUGGAGAUAGCCGCCAUCACCCACGGCGCGCUGCAGGGGCUGGCGUACCUCCACUCGCACAACAUGAUCCACAGGGACGUCAAGGCGGGGAACAUCCUGCUGACCGAGCCCGGACAGGUGAAGCUGGGGGACUUUGGCUCCGCCUCCAUCGUCGCCCCCGCCAACUCCUUCGUGGGCACGCCCUACUGGAUGGCCCCGGAAGUGAUUCUUGCCAUGGACGAGGGCCAGUAUGAUGGCAAGGUGGACGUCUGGUCCCUCGGUAUUACCUGCAUAGAGCUGGCGGAGAGGAAGCCUCCUCUGUUCAACAUGAAUGCUAUGAGUGCCUUAUACCACAUCGCCCAGAAUGAGAGCCCCAUCCUGCAGUCCAGCCACUGGUCGGAUUACUUCAGGAACUUCGUGGACUCCUGCCUGCAGAAGAUCCCGCAGGACCGGCCCACGUCCGACGUGCUGCUCAAGCACCGCUUCUUGUGCAGAGAGCGCCCCCUGUCUGUGGUGCUGGACCUGAUCGCGCGCACCAAGGACGCGGUCAGGGAGCUGGACAACCUGCAGUACCGCAAGAUGAAGAAGAUCCUGUUCCAGGAGACGCACAACGGCCCCGCCCCCGAGGGCGGGGAGGAGGAGGAGGAGGCGGAGCAGUACAUGCUGCGGACGGGCACGGUGAACAGCAUGGAGAGCUCCCACUCGGUCCCCUCCAUGUCCAUCAGCGCCAGCUCCCAGAGCAGCUCCGUCAACAGCCUGGCCGACGGCUCCGACGACAGCGGCGAGAUGGCCAUGAUGCAGGAGGGCGAGCACACCGUCACCUCCAACAGCUCCAUCAUCCACAGACCCCCGGGCCAUGAUAACAUCUACGAUGACCCGUACCAGCCGGAGAUCGACGCUCAGCAGCAGGCCUCGUCCGCCGCCCGCCGCAGGGCCUACUACCGCAACCGCGACCACUUCGCCACCAUCCGCACCGCCUCCCUGGUGACGCGGAGUACCAGCGACACGGCGGGCGUCUGCCUCGGGAGCGAUGUCGGGUACAAGCGCAUGCGCCGGCAGCACCAGAAGCAGCUGUGGGGCGCUGUGGGAGACAAGCUGAAGGGCGGAUGGGGUAGCACCCUGUCUGGACAUGUGGAGGCCCAGAGGACCAGCUUCACCGGCGAGGGAGACAAACUGGGCAAGAAACACCAGGCCAUCCUGGAGAAGGAGACGAAGGCGGCGCUGGCCGAGGAGAAGAAGUUCCAGCAGCACAUCCUGGGCCAACAGAAGAAGGAGCUCUCCAGCCUGCUGGAGUCACAGAAGCGCCAGUACCGCCAGCGCAAAGAGCAGCUCAAGGAGGAGCUGAAUGAGAACCAGUCCACGCCGAAGCGGGAGAAGCAGGAGUGGCUGGUGCGGCAGAAGGAGUGUCUGCAGCAGCUGCAGGCGGAGGAGGAGGCGGGGCUCCUGCGCAGGCAGAGGCAGUACUACGAGCUGCAGUGCCGGCAGUACAAGAGGAAGAUGCUGCUGGCGCGGCACAACCUGGAGCAGGACCUGCUGAGAGAGGACCUGAAUAAGAAGCAGACGCAGAAGGACCUGGAGUGCGCCAUGCUGCUGCGGCACCACGAGUCCACCCAGGAGCUGGAGUUCCGGCAGCUGGCCUCGGUGCAGCGCACGCGGGCCGACCUGAUCCGCACGCAGCACCAGACCGAGCUCACCAACCAGCUGGAGUACAACAAGCGCCGCGAGCAGGAGCUGCGGCAGAAGCACGCCGUGGAGGUGCGGCAGCAGCCCAAGAGCCUGAAGUCCAAAGAGCUGCAGAUCAAGCGGCAGUUCCAGGACACGUGCAAGAUCCAGACGCGGCAGUACAAGGCCCUGCGGAACCACCUGCUGGAGACCACGCCCAAGGCGGACCACAAGGCCGUGCUCAAGCGGCUGAAGGAGGAGCAGACGCGCAAGCUGGCCACGCUGGCCGAGCAGUACGACCACUCCAUCAACGACAUGCUGUCCACACAGGCUCUGCGAUUGGACGAGACGCAGGAGGCGGAGUACCAGGUGCUGCGCAUGCAGCUGCAGCAGGAGCUGGAGCUGCUGAACGCCUACCAGAGCAAGAUCAAGAUCCACACCGACUCGCAGCACGAGCGCGAGGCCAAGGACCUGGAGCAGAGGGUGUCCAUCCGCCGGGCCCUGCUGGAGCAGAGGAUCGAGGAGGAGAUGCUCUCCCUGCAGAACGAGCGCUCGGAGCGGAUCCGCACGCUGCUGGAGCGCCAGGCGCGGGAGAUCGAGGCCUUCGACUCGGAGAGCAUGCGGCUGGGCUUCAGCAACAUGGCGCUGACGGGCAUCCCCGCGGAGGCCUUCAACCAGGGCUACCCCAACCCGCCGGCCGCCGUCGUCGGGGGCUGGCCCUCGCGCCCCGUGCCCCGCUCGGGCAGCCACUGGACCCACGGCGUGCACCCGCACAACUCGGGGGCGCCGCCCUCCUGGCGGAGCCAGAACAGCUGCGCCGGCGGCGGCGGGGGCGGGGGCGGGGGCGGGGCCUUCGGCCGGGCCGAGUCCAUCAGCUCCGCCCACGGCCUGGGCCGCGAGAGCGGCAUGCACUCCCACUCUUCCUCCUCCUCCUCCGCCUCCUCCUCUGCGUCGUCCGCCGCCGCCGCCCACCACCACCACCACCACCACCACUACCUGCCCCAGCACCACCACCACCAGAGCACGCCGCAGCUGUACCGCGAGCCGCACCGCGAGCGGGACCGCGACUGGGGCGGGGCCCACCCGGGCCACGCCCACCACCUCUCCGCCCACAGCUCCUCCCAGUCGCUGGCGCUGCUGCCCCCGCCCCCGCCUCCGCCCCCCAUCACCCUGUCCUCGUCCCCGCCCUCCUCCUCCUCCUCGUCCUCCUCCCAGGGGGGCUACGGCGGGGGGCCCGGGCUGGUGGUGAGGGGCCCCAGCCUGAUGGCGCUCAGGAACAGCCCCCAGCCCCUCCGGAGGACCGCGUCCGGGGGCGGGCCGGGCGGGGCGGGGGGCGGCGACGGCGGCCUCAGCAGGAGCACCUCCGUCACCUCCCACAUUUCCAAUGGCUCUCACCUCUCCUACUCGUAAUGAGGGCGGGGCCGGGGGCGGGGCUCGCACCUCUCCUACUCGUAAU
Anguilla rostrata (American eel) is the source of this 3931-nucleotide messenger RNA. Its product is annotated as serine/threonine-protein kinase TAO2-like. Gene Ontology annotation, cellular component: cytoplasm. Gene Ontology annotation, molecular function: protein serine/threonine kinase activity; ATP binding. NCBI's taxonomy places the organism in Eukaryota, Metazoa, Chordata, Actinopteri, Anguilliformes, Anguillidae. Gene Ontology annotation, biological process: protein phosphorylation. The record is from RefSeq and is a predicted model, not a curated record.